This is a messenger RNA of Meloidogyne enterolobii, 1365 nucleotides long. The record is from the annotation of a GenBank genome assembly. NCBI's taxonomy places the organism in Eukaryota, Metazoa, Nematoda, Chromadorea, Rhabditida, Meloidogynidae.
UUUUCGACCAGAAUGUUCGUUGUCACCAUGGACCUCGUGAAUGUUUAGGCAACAGAUUACUUUCUUGUAUAUUAAAUAUUUAUAAAUGGGAUAGAAAAAGGAGGGAUGUUAUUUUGUAUUGUUUUAUGAAACAAAUGAUGAUUGUUGGGAGUGAUCCAAUGAUUGAAAUGAAAAAUUGUUUGGUACAAGUUUGGGCAAAUGAAAUAAUGAUUGAGGAAAUUAGAAGAUGCGCAGAUGGCUCUCAAUCUUUUAAAUUUCAAUUAGAAGAUGAACACAAUACAAACCAAAUUUUAACUCAAAAGCCUCGUUUUGUGCCAUUUUUGUCAUUUAAUGAUUUUAGCCAUAUACAAAUACAAUCUUCUCUGCAAUUAUUUUUUGUUGAAAAAAUGAGGCAUUGGAAUAAAACAAUUGAAGGAAAUAAUGGGAAUAAUCAACUUCAAAAUAUAGACAACGAAACAAAUGAAAGAAUUAGCAGAACAACAAAAUUUAAUUCAAAAGAAUGUAAUUUUCCUCCAGAAUUUUGGUGUAUUAACGAAAAAAUAACUUUGGAAUGUUUUAAUAAAGAAUUAUGUAAUCAACAAAAUUUAAUUAAUUAUGGCCGUCCUUUAAAUUUUAAAAUAAUUUUUAAUUCAAAAUUUGAAGAAUCUAGAAAUUAUUUAAUUAAAUAUAUUUUAAAUAAUUUAUUAAAUAAAAAUACUUUAAAAUAUAAAUUAAAUUUUGGGAAAAUGUUUGUUGAAUUAGAACCUUCAUUUUUAACAAAUCAAGAAUUGGAAGAAUGUGGAUUUUCUGAAUGGUGUGCUCAAAGAAUUUUGGAGAUUUGUAUUGCUGGAAGUGUUGCAGAUAUUAAUCAAAAAAAUAAUUUAUUACUUUGUUUAAACACAAGAUAUGAACAAAUUAAUUUGAAUUGGAUAAAUGAAUGUCUUUUUACGAGUGAAGUAGAGCGGCAGUCAAUAAUAAACUGUGCACAAAAUUCACAAAUUUGGCAAACAUAUAAUUCAAAAUUACGAAUCCAACAAACCCAACCAUUUCUUGGACCCGAACCAAUAAAAAAUAAUUUAUGGAUAUUAAUUAAUAAUUAUAGUUUAUCUACAAUACAAAAUUAUAUUUAUAUUUUAGAACAAAUGGUUUGCCUUUGGUAUAAUGGGCCUGGACAUAAUAGAGAUAAUUGUGGAAGAUGUGAAUAUGAACCUUCACGUUGCAAAAUUAAUUAAAAAAUAAAUAGAUAUAUUUUAUUGCCAUUUAAAGAUUAUUUUAGUAAAUUAUGUAUUGUUUCUCUGUUAUUAUAUAUAAGGAGGUAUUAUUCUAUUAAUUUCGGUUUGACAUUUUCAGCCCUUGUCCAAUUUAUUAGACUUCUUUUUAUUGAAC